This is a messenger RNA of Seminavis robusta, 840 nucleotides long. The record is from the annotation of a GenBank genome assembly. NCBI's taxonomy places the organism in Eukaryota, Bacillariophyta, Bacillariophyceae, Naviculales, Naviculaceae.
AUGCGCAGGCCUUUGCAAUCGCAUGCUUCCUGCACCGAACUCACUGAAUCCACCUUUGUCCGGGCGCCAAGCCCAGUCCCAGGUAUGUCCUCUUUCCAUCGUGCCACUUCCAGCAACCCGUACCGUCGUCGCGGCGGUUCUUCCUCCCUCGCGUCCCGAGGCUCCCAGUUCGAGGGUCGCAUCCUGGCCCGUCACAUGAUUGGCAACGACGAGUGCUCCUGUCUGUCCUGUCGCGACCGUCGCGGAGAGCUCACCCGGGAAGUGCGCAACGCCGUCGCCGCCUUGGUCGUGCCCAGUGUUAUCGAUGUCGACGCGCCCGAUGAGACAGCCCAUCCCGGCGCACCUUCCCGUGAGGCCUCUGCUCCCGCUGCCCGUGUCCCGGUUCCCCCAACGCCUGUCCGUCGCUGCACUGAAGACGCCGUCAUGGUGGUGUCCCCUUCUCCCCGUACCCGUUCCAAGAGAGGCGCCUCCAGCAUCACGAUGCCGUGCUACCAGUCCCGCCAGUCCCCCCACGGUUUGUUCCGUCAGGGCUACAACGGUCCAGACUCGGUGCUCUGCCCCCGCCUUUACGGAGACAUUGGCCACGAGAACAGGGCCGUCGUCGACAAAUUGGUCGUGGUUUCUGGAAGUUACAAGUUUUCCCGUCCCACCGUCUUCGAUGCCGGCUCGUCCUCGGAACCCGGCUCUCUCAGGGCCCGUGCUGCUACCGAAGAGGACGACGCCCUUCGCGCUUUGAAUGACCUUGGAUUGGAUGUCCAGGGCGUCACCACCGGUGUUGCCCAGUUCAUUUCUCCAGUCGUCGAGCAGUGCUUCUUGCCAACCAUGACUAGUAUUGGAGUC